AUGGCUAGUCAAAAAUUGACGGUAAAUCUGCCAGACGAUCAUAUCGUCGUUCAUUUUACUACCGUAGAAGACCUUCAACAAACAGCAGAGCGAACUGACCAAGGAGGCCCGCAUCGAGCUGGACAGCGAAGAAAACGUCCCCUGCACUGCAUCCCAUACCGAUUCAUGUGGGACAAUACCGCUGGCAUCCUCAAGAUCCUCACUUCCGGGCACGAUGUCAUGACGAUCAACAUCACCCGCGCCAUCGAUCUGUUCUGCAGCCGCAUGGGAAUGGACCCUACCGCGCAAAUAGCCGGAUGGAUGUCUCUUCCCCAAGUGUCACGGCGUCGCUUCCCCGGCUCCGCGAAGAGGCACGGUGGUGGCUGCGCAACUUGCAGGGAGAAGUCCGGAUGGUCCUCGUUCUCGGCAUACAUCGCCAGAGACGAACGUUGGUUAUCGAGAAAUGGGAGCAGCAAGAGCGCGCGGCGAUACAGCAGCAUCAGCUACUCCCAUCAGCCUGGGGCUUCUCUGCAGGCGUACGCUGCACAGACUUUUGCGAUCAGCCCCGAGUCUGUUUCCGGCGCUCCUCUCGUUCUUCCUUUUGAGGAGCCACCCGAGCGACCCCGGCAGGGCAGAGAGGCUGACAUCAUCCUGGCGGAGGAACAGCUUCGGGUCUGCAUGCGCUGGGUGUGGCAAUUCAUGGAUUGAGGCAUUGCUGAGCUAGGAAUCUGCAGAAAUCCUUAGCCUUCGAAUUGCAGACUAGUGUAACCAAUCUUUGUCUUCAAAGUAUACCAUUCCUUGAUAUGUCCAUUGUCACAAUCAUACAUCGAGAAAAGGUAGAUGUUAGGCGCCAAGGCACACCCGGGCUGAGCAUGCGCCCAUGACGUCACAGGCGCAGGAAUGC
Aspergillus novofumigatus IBT 16806 is the source of this 883-nucleotide messenger RNA. RefSeq lists its product as uncharacterized. The coding region runs from base 1 to 687 and encodes 228 amino acids. NCBI's taxonomy places the organism in Eukaryota, Fungi, Ascomycota, Eurotiomycetes, Eurotiales, Aspergillaceae. The transcript has 3 exons. The record is from RefSeq and is a predicted model, not a curated record.